GGACCGAAGGGAGCAAGGGCUGUUAUGGAGAUUAUUAUAUUUCCCUUGAAAGCUAACGGAAAGGACUUUAUCGUGAUUAAACGGACAUGAAUUUACCGAUUGAGUUCAGCUGAAGCAACAGAACUUGUCCUCCUGGUCCAUAUAGGAAACGUUAUUAAGAAUGUGAUCUGUCUUUGGCUGCCAUCUACAUCUCUACAUUAUCCCAUUGGAUCUCGAGUUUGUUUGCAGCUCUCAUCUGAAGUUUGGACGUCAGAUCUGCAAGUGUGAGAGAAUUGAAUGCCUAUGAUAGGAAACAGCAGAAGAUCUGAGCAGAAGCCACAGUCCUUGUGGUGUGAGAAGGGAUUGUGAAGGCGUUGAGAGUCUUGACUUUAAAGAUAUGGCAGAGCAUGGUGAGCUGCUAGCGGAGAUGGCGACUAUCGGCCGUCUCUCAGCCACUGAGCGCCUGAAGCAUGCGCAGAAGAGACGGGCACAGCAGCUGAAAGGCUGGGCUCAGAUGGAAAAGGACAGUACCCGUAGUCAAAAGGGCAACCAUAAGGGAGAUGGGGUGAAGAAAAGCAGAAGGGUGACCUUCAACACCAGUGUGACAUUACUGGAGGCUGCAGCCAGGAAUGACGUAGAGGAGGUACGAGAGUUGCUCAAUAAUGGAGUCAGUCCAGACUUGUUCAAUGAGGACGGACUUACUGCACUUCAUCAGAGCUGCAUAGAUGAUUUUUUGGAUAUAGCACGCUGUCUUCUAGACGCGGGUGCGAACGUAAAUGCGUGUGACAGUGAACUGUGGACUCCUUUACAUGCUGCGGCCACCUGCGGACACACUGACCUCGUCCAGCUGCUGAUAGAAGCGGGUGCAGAUUUGUUGGCGGUGAAUGCAGAUGGAAACAUGCCGUAUGAUCUGUGUGAGGAUGAGGCUACGCUAGAGCUCAUAGAGAUGAUCAUGGCAGAGCAGGGGAUUACUCAGGAGAGAAUUGAUGAAUGUCGUGGAGCCAAGGAGAGAGCGAUGUUGUCUGACCUUCAAGAGCUGGUUGCGAGCGGAGCUGAUUUAAAUGUGAAGGACGAGCAGGGAGCCACUUUGCUCCAUAUAGCUGCUGCUAAUGGAUACACAUCAGUUGGGGAGCUGUUGCUGGAGCACAGAAUAUCUCCUAAUGACAGGGAUGUUGAUGGAUGGACUCCGCUUCAUGCUGCCGCCUGCUGGGGACAGAUCCAGAUGGUGGAGCUGUUGGUAGCUAAUGGUGCAAAUUUAAACGCCAAGUCUGAGCUAGAUGAGACGCCUCUGGAUGUGUGCACUGAUGAGGAGGUCCGGGCCAAAAUGAUGGAUCUGAAACACAAACACGAUGCCAUCAUGAAGGGUCAGGACAAACACAAGAACACACUGCAGAGACGAGUAUCAAGCACUGGCAGCAGAGGUAAAGUAGUGAGGCGCACCAGUGUGAAUGAGCGCAGCAGUCUGUACCGCAGAGAGCAUCAGAAGGAAGCCAAAGUGUGGCAGGAAAGAGGCAGACAGACAGAUGCCCUGGAUGAUGAUGAAGACAGACAAACCGAUGCAGAACUGAACCUGCACGCUGCACUGGUGUCCGGCUCUAAUGCAACCCCUGUUCCUCCAUUAGAGCUCGGCGAGGUGGAAAACGGAGCUCAAGUUUUGGGCAACGGCAGCACAGCCUCAUUUUCUUCCUCACUUCCAGGAGAACUCCAGGGCGGGGGCCGCAUGGAUCGCAGCGCCUCAUAUCAGCUCACUCCAGCUUCGGCUUCUUCCGGCGGGGACAGCAUGAGCAGAGAGAGAUCUCACCACACACUCGCAGAUCUCAAGCGACAGAGAGCAGCGGCUAAACUACAUAAACAUCCAGCACCUCCUUUACCUCUUUCUGCAGAUCCUCAAGAUGAGGUCGUCCCUGAAGAACCCCAGCAACCCCUGGAGCCCUCUGAAUCAGUACAACAGGAUGUGUCCCCCAGUGCAGUGUACUUUACCCAAGCUAGUGGAGAUCCACCUCUACUGAAGCUGAGAGCACCAGAAGAGGAAACGAAUAAUACUAAAGAACCAUGCUGUGGACUCAUGUAGAAGCAGCCGACGAACAUGUUUGGUUUCAUGCAGUUCUUGAGUACUACGUGGACAAACUAAAAUUGUCAGGCAGGUACGUGGAAAUGAGUUUUAUGUCCAAGUCACGCUUUCUCUCACAAUGGCACAUGAACUGAGUGAGCUUAUUUUACAACUUUCCAAGUGGAAAACAUAAGAAAUCAGAAAAAAAAGAAGACCAAAGCUCCCACAUUUGCAUAAAUUUUGUGGAUUAAUUGAAUUUUUUGCUGUAUUUCACUUAAGCUCAUAUAGUUUUUUUUUUUUUUUUUUUUUUUUUUUUUUUUUAAGUUGUUAUGGUCAUUAAAGUUUCUAAGUAUUUACUCUGUUCAAUGCAUAGAGAAAAAACUGACACUGAGCACUUUACUUGACCGAACCUUCAACAAUCCUUAUAGCUUUGAUGGAUAUAUUUGUAGAAGUAUACUGAUCACCAAAAAAGCACAUUUGAAUUGCACUGAUCAAAAUAAAAUUUCAUUAGCGGUUUUGCUGCAGUCUUACAACUAGCACACUUGCUCUUGUUCUUCAUUCAUACAUGGUUGCACCAUUUCAUAAUGCUUACUGCUUUCAGCCUCAUAUCCCAGCAUCUAUCUACAUUGUUUAUUGCCUUUGAGAUCGAACUUAAGCUAAUUUUAAUGUAAAUAAAUAGUUUGCACAGAGGUGAUUGUGCCUUCAGAUUAGUUUUUCUUCUCAUUAGCAUAAAAGCAGCAUUUUUUUUCACCCUUUUUUGUUCAUCACACUUUGUUGUAAUGUAUGGAAGCCCGUUUCUGCCAAUAAAAAAUAAAAAAGCUUAUUGCAACUUUUUAUCUCACAAUUCUGACUUUUUUUCUCAGAGUUGCGUAAUACAAACUUGCAAUUCAGAAUUUUUUUUUCUCAGAAUUGCGUGAUAUAAACUCACAAUUGCGAGAAAUAAAGUCAGAAUUGCAAUUCUGGGUGUGUUCACACUUGUAGUUCGGUUCAUUUGGUCCGGACCAAAAAGGAAAAUUAUACUAUUGGUCCUGGUCCGCUUAGCGUUCACACUGGCAUUUUUCGACUGCGAACCUAAAGAUACCGAACCUAAAGGCAUAGUUAUACGUUCACAACCUGAUUGGUCGGGUUGAAUGAUGUAUAUUUCGUGACGGAACUCACCGAACACCACAAACAAAAAGAAAAGGUACGUUCGUCGUAAGUCGACUACAACUAAUGCCGUCUGCUGGACUAAGCGUGCUCAUUGUUGCGUGUAUAUGAUUUUAUUUUCACCACCUGCAACCUCACAAAGAGCUCAUAAAAGGCACUUUACAUCCUCGUUGCUCCACGUUUGCCCUCUGCUCGUUUUGUUUUGGAUACACCGCUUGUUCCCUUUGUGAAAUCAUGUCACAUAGUGUCACAUCUUGUCAGUACUUCCUGUUUUUGGUUCAUUUAGAAGUAUUUGGUUCAUAUUUCAGUCGAACUGCACAAGAGUUUGUUUGGAAGGGGAGCAAGACCCAUAUUUUUAGCGGCAUAUUUUCCAACUCUGGUGCGGUUCGAUUGAAAUAUGAACACCUUUGGUGCACACUAGGGUUCGACUGGGAGCAUUCACACUUACUCAAAUGAACCGCACUAACAGAGCCCUCUGAGGGAAAAAAAAAAAAAAGUCAGAAUUGCGAGUUUAUAUACUUUAUAAAGUAAUUUUGAGGGGGAAAAGACUGAUAUGUUUUCAAAAUUCCGAGUUUAUAUCUCACAAUUCUGACAUAAUAACUCGCAGUUGAGUGGUAUAAAGUCAGAUUUGCAAAAUAUAAACUCGCAAUUCUAAGAAAAAAAGUCACAAUUGCAAGAUAUUAACUCAGAUUUGUGAGUAUUCUGACUUCAUUUCUAAGAAAUGUGAGUUUUGUCUCACAAUUCUAAAAAAAAAAGUGUCAGUUGCAAGAUAAAAAGUCGCAAUUAACUUUUUAAUUUUUUUUAUUCAGUGGCGGAAACGGCUUCCAUAGUAAUGAGUCAAAUAGAUGCAAUAAAACCAAAAUGAAAAAUACAGCAAAUACUUUUUGGUCUGAAUACUCUCUGGCAAUUUGGUGUAGAUCAUCAAAUUCAAACACCUAAUUUUCUUAUUUGUUUAAAAACGGAAAAUAAGAAUUCAACUUGAUUUUUUUUUUUUUUUUUUUUUUUUUUUUUUUCUUCUUCUUCUUUUUCUUUGUUCCUCUACAGUUAAAGAGUUUACAGCUUUAAUAUUUUACUCAUAUAGUGGAUAGUAAAUUAGUAGCUGGGUUCAAAUUUCUUUAAUAAUUUAAAGCGUUGAGAGUUAGUUUUCUAAACAUAUUCCAAAAUAUUAUUUGUAACAUUCAGUCAGACUAAUUAUUCUAAUCUUAAUAUAUCAAGAUUAGAAUAAUUACGAUUAUAGGAUUAUAUCUAAGAAUUAAAUUUUUUUUUUUAAUUCUCAUUUUUCCAGUAAAAUGGACAGAAGGUCUGCAGACCAAAAAUCUUUAUUUCUUUGGUUUUAUUGCAUUUUCGAUUGGUGCAUUGGAGCAAAGUAUGAUGAAAAAGUGAAAAACUGAUAGGCCCUUUUUUUUUUCUUUUUUUUUUUGCUUCAGGAUGGUUGAAAUCAUGAUGAAUGGUUUAUACAUUUUUUCAAUUUUGAAUUUAAAUUAUCUGAAGGUACAUAUAGCAACAGACUACAUUGUUGCCAGGAUCAAAUUAAAACCUUAAACUACUACUCCAUCAUUCAGUCUAUUCCUUUUUUCUUUUUUAACCAUUCUGCGAAAAAAAAAAAAAAAAAAAAAAAAAACUCACUCCCAAAAGACAUAUAUGCAUCUUUAUUUUAUAGAGAUUGCGUAGAUUGUUUUUUUUAUUGUUUAGAAAUGGUCAAAUAAAUAAAUGUAUAAAUAUAUAAAUACAUUUUUAUUUAUAAAAAUAAAAUAUAAAUAUAUGAAAUAUUGUUGCUCCUGAUUUGCUUCUGCCACAGAAACAUUUAAUUAAUUGCAAAUGAGAGCAACUUUAAAUUAAAGAAACUUAUACAUAAUGUGUGCAAAAUAACCUAGAUAUUUUAAGAAACUACAGCUGUAUGAUCAUAAAAAUAUGAAUGCCUUUUGAGUCAGUGUAUUGACGCCAAAUGUUUCUCAAGGAAAGCAGUAAAUUGAUUCUUUUUUUGCACCUGUAUAUUAACUGUAAAGCAUGCUAGAAUUUAAAUAGAACAUUAACAUAUAUUAAAAUCCUAAUUGUUUCUCAUUUUCAAUGUUUUUAGUGAACUAAGAAAAAUGAGGAAAAUAAGCUUGUAUCUGCACGUGUUAGAACCAUUAAAGAUCUUCUGUAUUUCAUUUCUAGUUUAAAAAAAAGGAAAAAUGAAUGGAUGCAAAAGUACAGGGACAACAGAAUGUCAACAGUUUAUUUAAAGAUAUGGUGUAAGUCACUGGUUAAGCUGUUUAGUGAGUUUUAUGUUUUUUCUUACGAUGGGUUUUGCUCAGUAUUCAGUGAGAUUUAAAUGAAAUGAGUGAUGGCAACGCUAUUUUCAUAAAGAUUGGCGUAAAUAGAUAGUUGACUUUCAAAAUAUCUCAAGUUUAAUACUAUUUACAAGAAGAUUAACUUAACAUCUAAUAGCUUUGUGUAAAUAAUGAACAUUUAUUUUUCCAUUAAUGCACAUGCAUUUGCACUUGCAGGUGUAAAAUGUUAUUUUGCACCUUGUUUACCUGUUCUGAUCACAUCAAGUGCUUUAGUUCUGUUUUGUUGGUCCAGUCUUAAAAUGUCAAGAAAAUGUGUCAGUGUCCUAAAUGCAACUACAAAAGUUUUGUUCUAUGAGGUUUGGCUUGGUUGAUUUUUUUUUUUUUUUUUUUUUUUUUUUGUCCUAAAUAAUAAUAAUAAUAAUAAUAACAAUUUAGCAACAUCCACUCUUUGUCUUACAUGCAUAUGCAUAACUUUAACCAGUGGAGUCUCUUUUUGUUUCAAGCUAUGGUCUGUAAAAAUGCUUUUAUUGAUUUCAUUGAUUUUUAUUUAUUUUUUUAUUAUUAUUAUUUAUUUAAUGAACUUUGUAAACAGUUUGUGUGAUGAUGUUUUAGAUGUGUUAGGAUGUAUAGACAAUGAAAUACAGAUGAUAAAUGACAUUAUUGAGAUUACAUGAUUACAUUUCACAUUUAUCAAAUAUCCUGAUUAAUUGGGAGUUAUCUGUAAGCAACUUUAUAUUCUAGAACACUGUAUAAAGUGAUAUUCCAUAAUGUGACAGUAACUUGACACUACAAAAAACUGAGCUGAGUAAUUUCCUCUAUACGUGCAAUCGUCCAUUUGGAAGUCUAGAUUUAGUAUAAACUGAUAAACUCUUUUCAGGGUUAUUUAUUUAGACAUUUUUUGUAUAUUUGAACUUAAAAUGUCUCUGGACUUUGUAAUCUGAACUCUACCAUGGAACACUUGCAAAUAUCUCAUCUUGACAUGCAGUGUGUACUAGCACUUUUUUUAAAUGGUAAAAUGCCUUAAAUGUAAAAUUCCAUGAUUUUGGACAUCCGUUUUGUACAUUUCUAUGUCAUCUACUUCCGCUGUUAAAUUUAACACUGAUGUCUGUAAAUAUAUUGAGAGAAUAAACCAGGUUUGAAUAAAGUGCAC
Molecule: messenger RNA, 6598 nt
Organism: Labeo rohita (rohu)
Lineage: Eukaryota; Metazoa; Chordata; Actinopteri; Cypriniformes; Cyprinidae
Gene: ppp1r16a
Product: protein phosphatase 1, regulatory subunit 16A
Exons: 11
Coding region: 377-2050 (557 amino acids)
Cellular component (GO): cytoplasm
Molecular function (GO): protein binding; enzyme inhibitor activity; phosphatase regulator activity
Source: RefSeq, a predicted model, not a curated record